AGUCUUUGGUCGGACCUUUCAGUAACAGGUCAGUCUUUGGUCGGACCUUUCAGUAACAGGUCAGUCUUUGGUCGGACCUUUCAGUAACAGGUCUUUGGUAUUUGUUGGAAUUGAUUAAUUCAAAACAGGCAACGUUUUCGGAAACUCGAAAAAAAUGUGUUUAGGCCUACUUUAAAAACAUCUGUCUUUUGACCGUUUAGUUCUAUUCUUCUGCAGCCAUCGAUAUUGAGCAAAUUAUAUUCACAAGGGCACCUUGGGAUAGGCGCUUCAUUCAGGUGUAGAAAGUUGCACCAUGAUAACGAUGUUGAAGAAAAAUGAAUUUACACUGCUUGAUGGGGCAAAAGAUGACCCCGGUCAAGCCCUCCUCCGUGCCGCAAAGACUGGAGAUGUUGCCCAAGCUAAAUACCUGGCCAAAAAGUGUCCCAAUCUCAACAUUAAAGAUGACACCGGAAACACGCCCUUAAUGCUGCUGAUAGGUAACUGUAAGGUAGAAGAUACGGACGACAGGGCGGCAGCUCUCAGCGCGUGCUCAUACCUAAUACUUCAUGGUGCAGACGUCAACGCUAAAAAUAGCGCGGGCCUGACGCCACUGAUGUUGGUCGUCUCGAGGCACUUCCGCCACAACAUGACUGACCUCCUGGAGCUCCUUGUCGAUCACGGAGCGAAUCCUGAUCUCGUGGACACCGGGGGUGACAAGGCCUUGACCCACGCGUUAAGGUCAAGGACGGCCAUACACUUUAUUCAAACAAACGUCAACUGGUUGCUGUUGAACGGCGCUGAUCCUUUCAUUGGCGUCCACAAUUAUAAACUGGUCUGUAGUUUCCUGAGUCAGAUCUUGGAUUUUGAGACUCAAGGUCGGGUAACGUUGAAUCAUAUUAGUCGAUUGAUUAAAGCUGGCAAGGUUGAGCUGCUCCGAUUCUUGGUGUGCAACUGCGCGUUGGAUAUGAGGUGCGCAACAUUCGAUGCAUUGAGCGGCUAUUCUCCCGAAGGAGAAACACUUAAAGGGCUCUCCCCAUUGAUGUUGGCUUUACUGCACGACAGGGCUGACAUCGCCAAAUAUUUUAUCGUAAACGGCUUCCUCACCGACCUUGACCUCAAACGUGAACCCUUGAGGUUCCGAAAUAGCCUAUCGGAAGGUCCAAAGGACUUGCUGAGAAAACUUCACUCCCAACCGUGGCCCCUGUCCAAACUCUCCCUCUGGACCGUCUCAGCACUGCUCGGACCUUUACCCCAGAGAGCGGACAUGGUCGGCAGGACGAAGCUUUCGGACACUGUAAAACAGCUGCUGGUGUUUCAAGGGCCGAUGUCCAGAGUCUGUUCUCACCUGUGGGAGAAGCUACCUGUAAAAACCACCUGUGAUUACACAACGGUGCCCUGUUUACGUCCACUUGUUUUGAACUGGCCGCACGGUCGAGGCAUUGAAAGGAAAUGUGCAUGCUGUCUAGAUAAGGUGUGCAAGGAUUUGACAAGUUCUUCUCCAACAUUAGAUUCAGAAACUAAGUGCAAG
This is a messenger RNA of Lymnaea stagnalis (great pond snail), 1507 nucleotides long. The record is from the annotation of a GenBank genome assembly. Lineage: Eukaryota; Metazoa; Mollusca; Gastropoda; Lymnaeidae.